AUGAAGGUGGCCAACUUGGUUAUUGCAUUACUUUUAAUUCAGUCGACCGAUGCUGACUGGUUUGAUGAUUUGAUCAAUUCAGCACAUGACAAAAUAGUUGCUGGAGCAACAUAUCUAAGGGAUACAGCAGGUCCUGGUAUCCGAAAUAAAUUUAAUGAAAUUAAAUCAAAACUACAGGAUCCUGAAACUCAUCAGAAAGCCAAACAAUGGCUUAAAGAGGUUAGAGAAUUUUAG
Molecule: messenger RNA, 234 nt
Organism: Enterobius vermicularis (human pinworm)
Lineage: Eukaryota; Metazoa; Nematoda; Chromadorea; Rhabditida; Oxyuridae
Source: the annotation of a GenBank genome assembly